Prinia subflava (tawny-flanked prinia) is the source of this 5427-nucleotide messenger RNA. It is a transcript of the gene GABRB1, whose product is annotated as gamma-aminobutyric acid type A receptor subunit beta1. NCBI's taxonomy places the organism in Eukaryota, Metazoa, Chordata, Aves, Passeriformes, Cisticolidae. The transcript is spliced from 9 exons. The coding region runs from base 1385 to 2824 and encodes 479 amino acids. The record is from RefSeq and is a predicted model, not a curated record. Gene Ontology annotation, molecular function: neurotransmitter receptor activity; extracellular ligand-gated monoatomic ion channel activity; chloride channel activity. Gene Ontology annotation, cellular component: synapse; plasma membrane; GABA-A receptor complex. Gene Ontology annotation, biological process: chemical synaptic transmission; nervous system process; regulation of membrane potential.
AGGAAAAGAAAAAAAAUACAAAAUGCCUCAAAGAAAAUUUAAAAUAUUUAUUAUACACUGUUACAAAGAAUUAAAACCCCAAUUAUUUUCAUAAAUUUGUACACUUAUGGUUGGAGAAAGCAGAUGUGAGAUGAAAGACUCGAAUAGUAACCCCUCAGGAAGCGAGUUGUGGUCCUUCUCCAAGAGUGAUAAAUUUUCAUAGAAAAACGCAUUGUUCAAAAAUUUGUUCCAAAAGAUGCUCAAAACUAUCACUAGAACAUGUGUCACAAAUUGUAUCAAUAUUCCAGCAUUUUUCAAAUAUCGUAACAUAUUUCAGCUACAAAAAAUCACCAAGUCUGCCAUUUCUCAGAAACAAGUCUGCAUGAUGCCGUAGCAGACUCAAAAGCAUCCGAUACGUAUCCCAAGGACUGUGAAGGGCACAGAGGAGACGGGUUGAACCUGAAAGGGAUAAAUGUUAUUUCUGCUGCGCUACUGUGAAAGCGAGGGGGACCGGCAAAGCCAUAAACUGCUCACAGGGCUCCGAUCAGUCACUGUGUAAUGAUGCACAAGAGUGUCAGGUUACGUUAGAGCAUCCAUUCCGAGAGUCUUAAAAAAAAAAGAAAAUCGCGCUCUAAACGCAAGAUCAAUUGCAUUGGUUAAAAAAAGUGCAACUAAACAUUAGUUAUCCGGGGCACUGUGGGCACCGCUGCGGGGCAGCGCCCGCCACCAGCCCGCUGCGGGAGCGCCGAGCGCUCCGCGGGGCGGGCGCGUCCUCAAGCCUCCGCCGCUCGGUAAAACGCCGCCUACACCAAAACGUGCCAUUUCUGUCCAGUUUGCCAUGCCCUUUCACUUUAUACCUCACAUAACAUCGAGGGGAAUUUUCAAGCCGAAGCGCCCUCAACAAUUAUUCCCUGUCUCUUGACGGGAAGCCGGCGCUCCAGCGGCGGGGGCGAGCCCGGCGGUGGCAGUCCCUUCCCCACGGCAGCUCGGGGCUCUCGGUCCCGCUGUGCGCCGCCAGCCGCGGGGCCCCGCCGCCCUCAGCGCGCCCGCGGCACCUGUUGCGGCGCCCAGCCCUGGGUACGCCGCGCCCUCAGCCCUCCGGCGCCCUCAGCCUCCCGAGCCCUCAGCCUCCCGAGCCCUCAGCCUCCCGAGCCCUCAGCUUCCCGAGCCCUCAGCCCGCGGCGCCCUCAGCCUCCCGAGCCCUCAGCCGCCGGCGCCCUCAGUCCCCCGAGCCCUCAGCAGCCCCCGGCGCCCUCAGCAGCCCGCGGCCGGGGCGGGCAGAGGGGCGCCCCGGGGCCGCGGCGCUCCGCUCCACGCAUGCGUUCCGCUCCCGGGAAUUGCUUCUCCUCGCCGCUCCGCACCAAGUUCCAGUGCGCGGCUCGUCCCCCGUGAGGCGGCGGCCGGGAUGGGGGCGGCUGCGAGGCGGGCCGGCCCGCGGGCGCUGCUGCUGCCGCUGGCGCUGGCCGUGGCGUGCGCGGCGCGCAGCGCCGACGGGCCCAGCAACAUGUCCUACGUGAAGGAGACCGUGGACAGGCUGCUCCAAGGCUACGACAUCCGCCUCCGCCCCGACUUCGGAGGUCCGCCCGUGGACGUGGGCAUGCGGAUAGAGAUCGCCAGCAUCGACGUGGUCUCGGAGGUCAACAUGGACUACACCCUGACCAUGUACUUUCAGCAGUCCUGGAGGGAUAAAAGGCUCUCUUAUUCUGGAAUACCUUUGAACUUAACUCUGGACAACAGAGUGGCUGACCAGCUCUGGGUGCCGGACACGUAUUUCCAAAAUGACAAGAAAUCCUUUGUCCAUGGGGUGACGGUGAAAAACCGAAUGAUUCGACUCCAUCCAGAUGGGACUGUCCUUUAUGGCCUACGGAUCACAACAACAGCUGCUUGCAUGAUGGAUUUACGCAGAUAUCCUCUGGAUGAACAAAACUGCACACUAGAAAUUGAAAGUUAUGGAUACACUACUGAUGAUAUUGAAUUUUACUGGAAUGGAGGAGAGUCAGCAGUAACAGGAGUUAAUAACAUCGAGCUCCCACAAUUUUCUAUUGUGGAUUACAAGAUGGUAUCAAAGAGAGUGGAAUUUACAACAGGAGCAUAUCCUCGAUUAUCACUUAGCUUCCAGCUUAAAAGAAACAUUGGAUACUUCAUUUUGCAAACCUAUAUGCCUUCCACACUGAUCACAAUUCUGUCAUGGGUAUCUUUUUGGAUCAAUUACGAUGCGUCCGCAGCCAGAGUUGCUCUAGGAAUCACGACUGUGCUGACCAUGACCACCAUCAGCACUCAUCUCAGGGAGACCUUGCCAAAGAUUCCCUAUGUCAAGGCAAUCGAUAUUUACCUGAUGGGAUGCUUUGUGUUUGUGUUCCUGGCCUUGCUGGAAUAUGCCUUUGUAAACUACAUAUUCUUUGGGAAAGGACCUCAACAUCAAAAAAAGACAGCAGGCAGGGCAGGACAUGCUACAGGCGAGAAGAGCAGACUGGAAACAAAUAGAAUUCAGGUGGAUGCCCAUGGAAACAUGCUUCUCAGACCACUGGAAACACGGACUGACGCUGGCAGCUCAGAUGUGCUCACGAGCCUGCGUGACCCCCGAGCCGCCGCGUACACGUAUGACAGUGCCAACCUGCAGUACAGAAGGGGCACCUCCAGCAGGGACCUCUACAGCAGGAGUGCUCUGGACAGGCAAAGGCUCCACAGAAAAGGACACUUACGCAGGAGGACAUCCCAGAUCAAAGUCAAAGUCAAAAUCCCUGAUUUGACUGAUGUUAACCUGAUAGACAAGUGGUCCAGAAUGGUCUUUCCCAUCAUGUUUAUUCUUUUCAAUGUUGUUUACUGGCUGUAUUAUGUCCACUAAAUUAUGCAAUAAUGUUACCACAGACUAACAUAAUUACACUUGUUUCUUUUCAUUCUCAGUUUCAUUAACUCUGAAGAACUGCAGUAGCUAUGAUGUUCCAUGUUCCACGUAAGAUACUCUGCCAUGGAACACUUCUAGAUUUAAGCUUUAAAAAAAACCCAACAACCCAACAUAAAUCCAGGGUCACAACAUUUACAUUAGAUAAGUAGAGACUAGCUCUUAAGGAGCAUCUUGAGAAAAAUCGCUCUACCUUGAUUUCUACAAAGUUUAUGCGUCACCCAUGACCUUUCUGUGCCCAAUAUAAUUUUUUUUUUAAGUGGAAAUGUGUCCCACUGUGUUUCUUAUCACAUAUUGGCACCUCACAGCAGCAUGCUUCCAAACAACACAGUGAAACUACUAAUAGUAUCUAUGUCACUGUCUCUCACCAUUUAGAGUAUAGAGAAAUUUGAAGAAAUUACAGUUUAAAGGAUUAUAACUAUUGCACCAUGCUUCACUUCAAAUAUAAUAGUUAUAAUGGGAAGUAUUUCCAUAGUGUGUUUGAGAAGUAUCACUCAAGGAGAAGUCAAAUAACAUUUUCAGAGGCAGAGAUCUUCAAAAGAAGGAAAGGGUAGCAGAGAGAAACCUCCAAGUUUCCAAGCAAGGAAUCAGCUGAUUUGAUCUCAAUGGAAUUCUGUUAUUUCCACAAAGUAGCAAAGUUUAUAUUUAUGAGAAGAAUUGUGCCAUCUGUAAUUUUGUAUUAAAAAGUAGAAAACAAACACACAUUGAUUCCUUGAAGCAACUCAGAGGGAUACCCCAGGCCAAGAUUUUCUUGGCACCAGGUUUCCUGUGGCUGCUAAUUGCAACAUUCUCCCAGAAGUUGGUAGAUGUCUGGGAACGGACCUGAGAAAAUUUCUGCACACAGUUUCCUUCAGAUUUCUUUAUUCCACUGAGAACCAGGAGAUGCAGCUGAGCCCUACAGCACACUGGCAAUGCUGGGUGCACUCCUCCCAAGGAGCUUCCCCUUCUGACCUGGCUGCCUGCUUCCUGACACAACUCCAGCCAAGGAGUCACAGGGAAAGGGCCAGCAACAUCCAUGCCACUGACAGGCAAUAGGUCAGUCAUCUUUGAUCUAUGUUAAAUCCACUUCCCUUCUCUCUUGCCAGUUGUUUCCUAACAGCACUGAAACUAUAUUGCCUAUAUAUAGCAUUUUAUUGAAACUAUUAUCAGUUAAUCUUUUUUCAUAUUGCAAGCAUUUCAUACUUUUAGGAGAGUCAAGACAUACAAGCCAACAGAGUCUAUGUAGGUACUGAGGUGGUACUACCUGUGGAAGCUGGUACAGAAAGAAACAUUGGUCAGGAUACAAACAAAAAAGUGAUGUGGGAAACCUCUUCAGUAGUUUCUCAUUGCCUGGCAGUAAGGGCAGCUGAUGAUCUUAUUGCCAACUGACAUUGAAAUCUCUUUAAUCAGAACAUAAUAAUAAAUUAAACCCUCCUACAUGUUAUGGUUUGUCAUAUUGUGCAAGACCUGAGCCUUCUCACAGACCACAGCCUGCUGCCCCUUCCCUUUCUUUGUGCAGCAGGCUUCUGCAGAAUGAGGUAGAAUCAUAGAAUCACCAAACAAGAAAGGGAAUAGGUUGAAUUUACUCACUACAAAAAUUAUAGGGCUGCAAACCAGGCAUUUAACAUUGCUAAUCUAAGGGAGUCUUUGAAACUAUCCAUUUUCCUGUGGGCUCCAAAGUCCCAGUCUCAUCCUGAGUUCAGUGGAGCACAAUGGUGGUCUCCCCAGGUGUCAUCCCUCUGCUGCUACAACCUUUAACCUCCAGUCUACUAAAGAGUUGCACAAUUUUACAAGAUUAAUCAGCCACUAAGUACAACUUGAGGUGAUUCAGGACUAAUAUUAAUUCAGAUAAAUGCCUCUUGUUAAUAGGCUAUGUCUGCCUAUCUCCUCCCUGAAACAACUCCAAAUAAUUUUUAAACAAGAAUCCCACAUGGGGCAGUUUGAUUAAGUUUUUAACCAUAGUUAAGCCAUGCUUAUAUCAAGAAUAUUUCAGUGGAAACUAACAAUAUUAUUUUGGUAUUGUUAAAUAAAGAAUACAGAGAAUAUAAGGAUGUCUAGCAAACUGAACUUUCCAUAAUUGCAAAAAAUAGCACCAGGAAGGAGACAGCAGUAGGACCAUAUGUGCAGUCCAUUGCAAACACAUAUCCCAUUAAAUAGUCCUGAACUCUUUGAACUGGCACGAGACUUUACAGAGCAAGUCCAUGAGCCAUUGAAUUUGCCUGCUUUGUGAUUGUAUGCAAAAACUACGUCAAAGAAAGUAAUUCAAAGAAAGUAAUGCAUUCUGCAGAUUUCUAGUGUAAAAUACAACAACCAUUGUGUUUUGUAUUACCUGAUUUCCCAAAGAUAUUCACAGACAGACUUCAGGUAAGCAAUUAAGCCUAGCUGAUGCAGCAGUGAAGAGAUACUACAACCUCUCCUUAUAGCUGCAGUGAACAUUUUAGAAGAGCCAACGUCCAACAUGACAUCAAAAAAAUACUUUGGGUUUAAAAAAAAUGGAUUUUUUGUUUUUGAUUACAAGGACAAAGAUCAGCUUUACUGGUCUUCAGCUUUUUUGUUUGUUUGUUUGU